Messenger RNA from Hevea brasiliensis (rubber tree), 3235 nucleotides. Its product is annotated as GTP-binding protein At3g49725, chloroplastic. The coding region runs from base 134 to 1918 and encodes 594 amino acids. The transcript has 12 exons. The record is from RefSeq and is a predicted model, not a curated record. NCBI's taxonomy places the organism in Eukaryota, Viridiplantae, Streptophyta, Magnoliopsida, Malpighiales, Euphorbiaceae. Gene Ontology annotation, cellular component: cytoplasm. Gene Ontology annotation, molecular function: ribosome binding; GTP binding.
UGCAGCAGCAUCCUGAACCCAACUCCUUUCAUCUCUGCCCGUAAAAGCUACUGUGGCACUCUACUUUCAUCUCUCCCCCUAGAGUGGUAGUCUCCAACAAGAAUUCAACCAUUUUGCUCGCCAAAAUUCAGUAAUGUCCGCUCUAUCAGCAUUGAGGUACCGCUUCAACUCCCUAACUCAAACCCUAACCGUUGUGAACCAAUCCCUCAAUCACCAUACCCAGUCUUCCAUUCUAGUUCCAACUUUCAUUCUAUGUUCACAAUUUUCCUCAAAGCAGCAAAGUAAUGACAGAAAUGAGGACAAGAACGAUGUUGUAUCGCUCUUCAACAGAGACCCAACCAGCCCCCCUCGGCUUUUCGUGGUCCAGCCUCGCCUCCGCCCCGAUACUUUCCUUCAAGCCAAGCUCAACGAGGCUCUCUGCCUCGCCAAUUCCCUCGAGGAACAGCGUGAGGGCUACUUUGAGACUGAUUUCUUCGACAAGGCCUUGCCUCCUCAUAUAGUCGUUCAAAACCCAAUACUCCGUUCCUCCAGAGCUCGCGCAGACACAUAUUUUGGUCCAGGGACAGUGGAAACCAUCAAAUGUCAUCUAUAUACAUCGGAGUCCAAGGGUGAAGUGGAUGCUGUGUUUGUAAAUUCUAUUCUGAGUGGGAUUCAACAACGAAAUUUGGAGCGUGCAUGGGGCAAACCUGUGUUGGACCGUGUUGGCCUUAUAAUAGAGAUUUUUAAUGCUCAUGCCUAUACGAAGGAGGCAAAGCUACAGUCUGAAUUGGCUGCGCUCAUGUAUAAGAAAAGUAGGCUUGUUCGCGUACGAGGCCCUGAUGGACGCUAUACAUUUGGGACAACUGGAGAAGCUGAAGUUGUAAGUGCCCGAGGGAGGGGAAGUGGAGGACGUGGCUUCAUUAGUGGUGCUGGAGAAACGGAACUCCAAUUGCAACGGCGAAGAAUAUUAGAAAGACGCAACCAUUUGUUAUCCCAAAUUGAAGAGGUUCGUCGAACUCGAGCUUUACAACGUGCUGCUCGCAAGAGGCAUGGUGGAUCACAUAAUAAAGGUUUAGCCACUGUUGCUGUUGUAGGGUACACAAACGCUGGAAAGUCUACAUUGGUCAGUGCGCUCUCAGAGAGUGAUCUUUAUAGUGAUUCUCGAUUGUUUGCAACACUGGAUCCAAGACUGAAAAGCGUUAUUCUUCCUUCAGGGAGGAAAGUGCUUCUUAGUGAUACUGUGGGAUUUAUAUCAGAUUUGCCUGUGCAGUUAGUGGAAGCAUUUCAUGCAACCCUGGAAGAAUUAGUGGAAGCAGACCUUCUUGUGCAUGUGAUAGACUGCACUGCUCCUAAUCUCGAUGAACAUCGCACAACAGUGUUGCAAGUUCUUCAGCAAAUAGGAGUGUCAGAAGAGAAACUCCAGAGUAUGAUUGAAGUCUGGAAUAAGAUUGAUUAUGAAGAGGGAGACAUGAGUGAUGAUGAACCCCUAGAUGAUGGUGAUGAAGAUGAUAUUGCAUCUGAGAUAUCAUCAGGACUAGAAGAUGACAAGGCCAAUAGUUCUUUAGCAGUGGAAUGUAGUGAAGGGGAUUUUGAAGAGACGAUAGAUAACAUUCAAGACAAUUGCUCUGAUGGCUGGCUGUUGUCAGGAGAUGACCAAGAGAACGUGGGUGACCAUUGGUUGAAGAGUCUGGAUGACCAACGAGGUGAGACCUUAAAUAACUCAGGGACAGAAACAAAGUUGCAAUCUCAAGCUGGUCCCCAUGUCCAAAUAUCUGCUAUAACAGGAGUUGGCUUGCAAGAAUUGCUGGAACUCAUUGAUGAAAGGCUAAAGACUCAGGAUGAGACACUAAAGGCCCAGAAUGUAGUGGAAAGGGGUUUCUUUGAUAGAAAAUGGAGGCCAUCACAUGCAGAUGAUGCUGGUAUGGCAGUUGAACAGUAACAAACGUAUAUGGUCUGAUCAUCUUUGUUAUUGUUUCAGAUUAUAUGUAAGCUAGAUGAAAGGUAUAAUGGAAUGGGUGUUGGUCUACUUCAGAGACUUGUCUUCUAGUGCUUAAACAUUUGUUCUCAUGAAGCAUGCAACUGUAUAGGAGAGAAAUAUGUCCUUGAAGGGACUAGAAUUGUUGAUGCUUAUGAAGUUGAAAAGGCUACAGGGACGAAGGUUACUGCAUUCGAGAUGAUGAUGGAGCCAAUCAUUCUGAGGAAGAAACAUAAGAGCACUGAUAUUUGUGGUAUAAGAAAAGGAUGAUGAUUGUUAUUGUAGGUGAAUGUAGUGUUACUACCACUUUUGAUAUGAGUAUCUAUCUCAACAGUCAACACUUGAGUAUCUCAAUAAUCAGGAGAUUUCUGAUUCUUACUCCCUGUUGUUUCAAUUUUCAAGCACCAUAAGCAAGUCGGCCUAAAUUGGUAACUUGGGGAAUGUGGAAGGAAUGAUGUGGUUAUCUUUUUUGUGUUGGGAAGGAUAAAGCAAGAAUUUUGAACUCCAAAUCUUGCUAGCUAUGAAUUUUCCCUUGGGCAUUAUUGAGGUAUAUAGUUAUGGAUUUCUGGAAUCAGCUCAAAUUGCAUGAUUCAUCAAAAUGAUCUCUUCCAAAUACUAGGUCAAUAUCAAACAUGCUUAGUUUUGAUCAAAAGAUGAGUUUGCUUGUUGUGUCGACUCCCUACUAUUGGCUGCUUUGUUGUGGCAUCUCAUCCUCUCACUGCUACUGUGGUUAUCGUAGCUGAUGCUUUGCUCUCGUUGGUUUUUAGCUUUUAAUUUGUCAUGAAAAUAUUUAAAUAGGUUUUAGUUUGUGAAUUUAUGGAUUAGUUUGUAAAUUUGUUGAUUUAGUUUAUAGAUUUUAAUGAUUUUAUUAUUGUGAUUUUGUCAUGCGUCUUGAUAAAAUUGAAGGUAAUGAUUAAUGAAUGAGAGGAACUGCUUAACUAAAGAUUGGGUGAGGGCUGGGAGAGUUGGUCUCUACUUCCCCACCUCUGGGCGGGACUGCAAAUAGUCUCUGGGUUGUGUUGUUUUGUUUCCAAAUCAAGGAUGGAUUGGAGAGGAGCUUUUGUGGAUCUACUUUGGGCUUGCUGCACAGGACUAGUCACGUAGCUUGUGCCUGUUUGGUUGGAGUCGUCUUGCAAGUGAAAUGCGAUGGCAGCGUGGAUUCCAAAUUUGGUUCUGAUAAAUGUCUAAUAUUGCCUGGUGGGUUGAUUUGUAUAAAAGGGAAACAAACUCUGUAAUUUGGUAUGGUUAAUGUCAAUGAAGUCUUGAUCUUCUCUUUGUUCA